Molecule: messenger RNA, 3049 nt
Organism: Magnolia sinica
Lineage: Eukaryota; Viridiplantae; Streptophyta; Magnoliopsida; Magnoliales; Magnoliaceae
Product: diacylglycerol kinase 2
Exons: 8
Coding region: 338-2506 (722 amino acids)
Molecular function (GO): ATP-dependent diacylglycerol kinase activity
Source: RefSeq, a predicted model, not a curated record
UGCCUCCCAAAACGGUGCCGUGUUGUGGGAAAUCCCGCCCCCUCGCCUUUAAACGUCCGUUCCUUUUCUAUUUGGUGGAAAGGCAUUCCUUUCGUGCUUGCAAAGAAGAAUAGGAAGGCCUGUGAUUCGCGGAAAGAAGGCGUGAGAGGGAAAGCGAAAUUCCAGAAACCCUUAAACCCGAUAGGAAGAUCGAGAUCCAAGAGAGGAAUUAGUGUUUCUCUGGAUCUUUCUACGUUUCUUCCAGGUUGCAACAUCUAUUUUGCACUGGAUAUUGUUGACUUUGUUGAGUGUAGUAAACAAUUGAGAGAGUGGAAGAGAAGGGAAUUGGGUUAUAACUAUGAUGGACUUGGUGUCGUCACUUCUGGGAGUUGUUACCAGAUCAGAUGGGUCUGGUCCUUCUAUUUUUGGAUGGCUGGUCACAGGAUCAUUUGGACUUCUGGCCAUUAUAUAUGCAUUCCUUAAGUGGCAAAGGAAGACAUCUGCGAAUUGGGUUAAAGCUGCUGCUAGAGCAAAGAAGAAAGUCUGGAAGAAGUUAAACGUGCCUUUAUCACAUCAUACAUGGACUGAGGAUUUUGCUUAUGAUGGAAAGCCAUCUACAUGUUCUGUCUGUUUAACUUCCCUUGUGUCUCCUCAGACACUAGGUACAAAGGCAGUAUGCAGUGUUCCUCUCCAUCGUUGCUCUGUAUGUGGUGUAGCAGUUCAUUUCCAUUGUUCAAAAUUCGCUCCAAAAGACUGCAAGUGUGCGGCACAAGCUGGAUUGACCCAAUUGCUGCACCAUUGGUCAGAAAGAUGGGUGGAAGUGGAUCAGAACCCUGAGAUGUCUUCUUUCUGUUAUUACUGUGAUGAACCAUGUGGUAUUCCUUUUCUCAGUGCUUCUCCUAUAUGGCGUUGUUUGUGGUGCCAACGCCUUAUACAUGUUAAAUGUCAUUCCAAAAUGUCAAAAGAAACUGGUAAUAUUUGUGAUCUGGGUCCCCUGAGAAGGCUUAUCCUUUCUCCACUCUCCGUAAAAGAAGCAGAUGGAGGGGCAACUGGUCGAAUGCUGAGUUCCAUCACGGAAGAGAUUAUUGCUUCAUCUGUAAGGAGUCAGAUUAGAAAAAGGCGAAACAGGAGUAAGCAUGGAAGCAAUCGUUCUGCCCUUGGUGGGGUUCCUAGCAUUAAAAUGCAGGAUGGAUCUGGUGCAAACUCUGCGCUUGAAUAUGUUCUCAACGGGCUUGUUGGUUUGGAGAAGUCUUGCAAUGGAAAGAACAAUGGACACUCUCUGAGGUGUGGUGAUGGUGGGCUACCCUCUAAAGUCAGUGAAAAUGGAACUAUAGUGAAAGAUAGAGGUGCUGCUGCUUGUCAUGCAUUAAAGAAGUAUACACUGGUUGAUUUGCCACAGGAUUCCAGACCGCUUCUGGUUUUUAUUAAUACCAAGAGUGGAGCUCAAUAUGGGCUGUCUCUUCAGAAGAGAUUGAACAUGCUAUUGAAUCCUGUACAAGUUUUUGAACUCGGUCCUGCCCAGGGGCCUGAGAUGGGCUUGAAGUUGUUUAGCACUGUGCAUUAUUUUAGAGUUCUGGUCUGUGGUGGAGAUGGUACUGUUGCCUGGGUUCUUGAUGCUAUUGAGAAACAAAACUUUGUGUCCCCGCCGCCUGUAGCCAUUCUUCCACUUGGUACAGGGAAUGACUUGUCCAGGGUUUUGCAGUGGGGAGGAGGUUUGUCUUCACUUGAAGGACAAGGUGGUUUGGGCACCCUUCUGCAUGACAUUGACCAUGCAGCGGUGACAAUGCUUGAUCGGUGGAGAGUUAGUGUAAAAGAAGAUAAAAACUCAGAUAUAGGUCAGAAGAAAGGGCAAGUGAAGUUCAUGAUGAACUAUUUAGGUAUCGGUUGUGAUGCAAAGGUUGCAUAUGACUUUCACAUGAUGCGGGAGGAAAAGCCUGAGAAGUUCUAUAGCCAGUUUGUGAAUAAACUGCGCUAUGCCAGAGAAGGUGCAAAGGAUAUAAUGGAUAGAACAUGUGCAGAUUUGCCCUGGGAAGUUCGACUUGAAGUUGAUGGCAAUGAUGUUGAGAUCCCAACGGAUGCCGAAGGUGUGCUUGUGCUCAACAUUGGCAGCUAUAUGGGUGGAGUUGAUCUUUGGCAAAAUGAGUACGAGCAUGAUGAUGAUUUUGAGCUGCAGUCAAUGCAUGACAAGAUGCUUGAGGUCGUAUGUAUUUGUGGAACAUGGCACCUUGGAAAACUUCAGGUAGGACUUUCACAGGCUAGAAGAUUGGCCCAAGGCAAAAUGAUAAGAAUACAUACGUCUACUCCCUUCCCUGUUCAGAUUGAUGGAGAGCCAUGGAUCCAACAACCUGGCUGUCUAGAGAUAACACAUCAUGGGCAGGUGUUCAUGCUGCGGAAGGCAUCAGAGGAGCCCACGGGGCAUGCGGCUGCGAUUAUGACGGAGGUCUUGGUGGAUGCCGAGUGCAAUGGUGUCAUCAACACGGCUCAGAAGAGGUUGCUUUUACAGCAGAUGGCUCUCCACCUGACCUAGUCAUCACUGCUCUGCUCUAAUCCCCCCACAGCAAUGUCACCUUUUAACCACCUGGGUUGUUUGAAGGCCCAGAUCUGUUUUGAAGGUUUGCUUCUUUUGACCAAGGAGCUACCACUAACACAUCUUAUGAGAGAGAGAGAGAGAGAGAGAGAGAGAGAGAGAGAGAGAGAGAGAGCAUUGUAUUCAUAUAUAGAUUCAUUGAGGCAGGAGAAUACCAUUGGUCAGGUUUGUAUCUCUACCGAAAGAGCACAUGCCAUUUUUUUGAAGCGACAGGUUCCUUUGGUGACAAUUCAAAAGGAGCAUUCGUUUCUAGAAGUGUCCAACCACAACAUGUUUGAAAAAAAGAAGGAAAACGAAAAAGAACAUGAUGUAUAGCGGGAUUAUAUCUUGGGACGGUCCACCUUGCAGUGUUAUGGACCAUAUUCUUUUGGACCUCUUGUAAGCCAGUGGUGGCCCCCACUGCACGACUGCUGCCAUGUCAAUGUUUGAGAGUUACCUAAGGCUAUGAGCAGAUAAAUCUGCCUAGUUGCGGAAACAUUUUUA